ACCGUACUGUUUGCACGUUAUAUUAAUCUUUAAAAUGUGUGUAUUAAUGGUUAUUUGUAUGUGUCAUGACAGAGCAAUGAGGUUGGUGGAAGCUAACACAUGGAGUUAGAAGGCCUGAAAAGGAGUCUGGAGUUGUUAAAGGAACGUGGUGUGACUCUGGACUGUAUUGUCACGGACAGACAUUUGCAAAUUCAGAAAUUCCUAAGGGAAAGCAGCAUCACCCAAUUGUUUGAUGUGUGGAACAUAGAGAAAGGGAUUUCUAAGCAACUGGAUAAGGCUGCAAAAAUGAAGGACUGCGAAAAACUUUGAAAGUGGAUGAAGAGUAUAAGAAACUAUAUAUACUGGACUGCAGCAACCUCCACCAUCGGGCCUGAGAGAGUGGCCAAAUGGACUUCCAUCCUGAACCACGUGCAGGAUGUCCACUCUCAUGAUGACCCCCUGUUCCCUAAGUGCCUUCAUCCACUGUGCAUUACCACCGAUAAAAGGAAAUGGAUGGCAACAGGAACGCCGGCCUUUUGCAAGCUGGAGAAAAUUCUCUUAAACAAGAGGAUUUUGAAAGCUGUGGCCAAACUCAGCCCCCACCACCAGACUUCAUCUUUGGAGGCAUUCCACGGCGUCAUCCUGCGCUUUGCUCUAAAGAAUGUUGUGUUUCCAUUUCUUGGAAUGUUGUGCAGACUGUACCUGGUAGCCCUGCACUACAAUGAAAACGCUGAUCGUGCACAAGCCUCUACAUCCACUGGAAAGCCUCUGUAUAAACUGCAGUUCCCAAAGGCCAGGAAGGGAGAAUGCAGAGCAAAACCCAUAAAGACUGACCCCACAUUCCGCUACGUUGCCAACUUGAUGGACCUCAUCUUCAACCAAGUCUUUGUGGACCCUGCACCAUUCACACAGGAGCUUUUGAAGAUACCCAUCCCAGAGGACCUGUGUUCCCAAUAUGAGCGACCUGAGGGAGGUCAUCGCAGGUUAUGCUUCACGGUUCAAUUUGGCUGCUGUCUGAACCCAACAUAGACGUUUUGCGGAUCAGGAAAC
Messenger RNA from Gymnodraco acuticeps, 1029 nucleotides. RefSeq lists its product as uncharacterized. NCBI's taxonomy places the organism in Eukaryota, Metazoa, Chordata, Actinopteri, Perciformes, Bathydraconidae. The transcript is spliced from 5 exons. Bases 316 to 1008 code for a protein of 230 amino acids. The record is from RefSeq and is a predicted model, not a curated record.